Molecule: messenger RNA, 723 nt
Organism: Paramuricea clavata
Lineage: Eukaryota; Metazoa; Cnidaria; Anthozoa; Malacalcyonacea; Plexauridae
Source: the annotation of a GenBank genome assembly
AUGGAGAGUUCAGAUGACAAUUCUGAUUUUACUGAUGAUACACUUGAAGACAGCGAGGAAGAAGUUCUGAAAUAUUAUUUCUUUCGCGGAUUUACCUACGAAGAAAUUCUUUUGUUUCUGGCUAAACGGCAUCAUUGUACUAUAAGUUAUAGCACUCUUCUUCGGCGGUUGAAGAAAUAUGGUUUAAUGAGAAGAGGUGUAACAAACAAGGAUUCAUUUGAAAACACAUUUCUGCAAGUGCAGAGGCGCAUAGCGGAACUUAUUAACGGGCCUGGCUCAUCCAUAGGGUACCGUGCAAUAUGGCAUGCACUUGAACUAGAGGGGAUUCGUGUCCCUAGAGUAAUUGUUCAAGAUUUGUUAAAGGAAAUGGAUCCUGAAGGUGCGGAACUUCGGAAAAGACAUCGUCUAAAAAGACGAGCCUACCACAAUCCUGGCCCCAAUUAUUCAUGGCGUAUGGAUGGUUAUGAUAAACUUAAGUGUUGGGGUUUUCCAAUACACGGAGCGAUUGACGGCUACAGUCGAAGAAUUUUGUGGUUUCGUGUUACUCGUUACAACAACUCGCCAAAUCAAAUAGCUUCUUUCUAUGCUGGAGUUGUUUUAGAACAAGGUGGUUGUCCAGUACAAUUAGUGACCGAUUUGAGAACUGAAAAUGGAACUGCAGCCGCUUUACAGUCAUAUUUCCGUGAUAACUCCGAGGCUCAUCGAUACGUACCCUCUCCGUGA